AUGGCUACGAACCGUGAUGGCUACGCCAGCCAGGGCAGUGCUGGUGCCGCUGCGGCUACGGCGGCUGAUGAUGGCUAUGCUUCACCGACGGAGGCUCCUCCAGCUCUCUAUGUUCGAGCCUUGUACAAGUACACGUCGGACGACCAUACCAGCCUUAGCUUCGAGCAAGGCGAUAUCAUUCAGGUCUUGAACCAGCUGGAGACGGGCUGGUGGGAUGGCGUUAUUGGAGAUGUUCGUGGCUGGUUCCCAAGCAACUAUUGCGCUGUCGUUCCUGGACCAGAUGCUGUCAACGAUCAUGCUGGUGACGCGAGUGCCGAGUCUGGCGCGGAUGACGAAUAUGAAGAUGAUGUCGACGGUCUUGAUAGCAACCUGCGAGAUGAAGAUGGCACCAUCCUACCCAUAGAUAGCACGGGAGACGGCGAGCCAGAGGAGGCCGCCUUCUGGAUCCCUCAGGCUACCGCAGACGGACGCUUGUUCUACUACAACACCUUGACCGGCUACAGCACGAUGGAAUUACCUCUAGAAACGCCCACUUCUGUCAACGAAUCAGGUCCUCGUGACCGCACAAACAUCUACGUGCCCGAACACACGCGGCCUCCUCCAGAAAUGAUGGCCCGUGGUAUUGAUCGCUAUGAAGAUGACUAUGAUGGCUCUGCUUCAGAGGCUGAAGGUGACUCCCUCUUAAUGGCAUCGCGGCGGCGACUAUCGUUCAUAUCUGAUGGCGUCUCUCCUGCAACAUCCUUAGGUUCCAUCAAUCCAUCGCCCAUCACAAAACAGUAUGACCUCAAAUCAACGUAUCCGCCACAUUUUGGAGGAGCUGGAAAUGGUAACACGGAUUCCAUGCCCAUCAUGGGUACUCCAAUGUCUUCGCAUUCGGCUACCGAUCGAUCUCUUCCCUUCGGUAUUUCUACCACUAUUCCUCGAUAUUUCCUUGAUGAUUCCAUGGCCCCUCAGCCAACUUGGAAUUCGCUUGUCAGUAACAUGCGAGACGCAAUCGAGGCUUAUCGACAGGCUAUCAUUGAAGGCCGGCGUUCAGAAUACGUCCGAAGGGCAGAGGAUGUAUCCGACCAUCUACGGAUGCUUCUGGCUGCCGGCUCGGACACUACCGAUAACCACUCGGGAAAUCCAUCAAUUAUCUCCACCAACAAGGCGCUCUACCCUCAUUUCCGAGAUAUGAUGUCGAAAUUUUCUAAACUCGUCCUCUCUUCACAUAUUGCCGCGGCAGACUGGCCGGGACCAGACUCCGCGACCAAAUGUCUCCAUGAAGCUGAGGGCGUACUACAAGGUGUUUACGGUUACGUUGAAGUUGCCAAGCAGCAACGAGGAGACGAUAUCCGUCGCCUAACGCCUGGAUUUGUUGCUGGCAGCACGUCUGGCGGUAACUGGCAGAAUAACAACCUUGCAAGAAGGGACCCAACCUCCUUCUUGGAGCACGAGUCUGAAUCACACCGCAGCCCGUCUAUCUCGCUUGACUCGAAGCUUCUAGAGCGAAUCGAAGAGCUUCGCAAGAUGCUAGCUGUCAGCGCUCGCCGGCUAGAAGAGCAACUUUCUUCUUUCAAGGGUAAAAUAGUCACGCCAAAAAGCCAUGCCGAGAUUGGAGACGCGAUAUGUGAAGCUGGCGUGCCGAUAGUUGAAAAUUUUCGCCCGUGGGUGGCGUUGAUUGAGUCCAUCGACCUGUCACACUUUGGCUCAGACCUUCAGAAUCCGCAAUUGGCUGACUUCAGCGUCCAGAAACAGCGCGUAUACGAUGGAAUCUCGGACCUAGUGAUGAGCUGUCAGCACAUCUCUGCACCCCUGGGUGACGAAUGGGCAGAAAUCAGAGGCGAUUCGCUCGAAACUCGUCUGAACAAUACCCGCCUUAUGUCAAGGCAGCUUACAAAUUGUAUGCAGCAGAUCGGGUUCUCGUUGACCCUACUAUUGGAGCAAGCUCCACAGGGAAGUCAAUUGUGCUCAAUAUCAAACGGAGACGGAUACAAACCUCACAAGGUACGCAAGAGUCCACCAUCCUCUAUUGGAAUACCAUCCAGCUAUGGCGUUGGUGAUGAUUUGGAUAAGCCACCGCGAUCCUUGGAUAAAGCGCAACGAUUUUUUGGCCAACCAGUGCCAAGAGAGCCUGCCUCUGCUCGGGAGCCCGAAGAAACACCUUGGUUCUUGAAACUUGACCAUGAGGCGGAAGUGUUUUAUGAUGUCAAAGGUGAUACCCAGCAGCUCAAGUGCGGUACGCUAGCCGGGCUGGUCGAACAACUUACCCGCCAUGAUAAGCUUGAUCCAUCAUUCAAGGAUACUUUCCUUCUCACCUAUAGGUCGUUCACGACUGCUUCGGAGCUAUUUGAGAUGGUAGUACACCGUUUUACGCUACAGCCUCCAUACGGCCUGACCAAGGCGGAGUUACAGAUUUGGACUGAGCAGAAACAAAUCCCCAUUCGGAUCCGUGUUGUGAACAUCCUUAAGAGUUGGUUUGAGAAUUUCUGGAUGGAGCCCAAUGACGAGGCAAACACACGCUUGCUUGGUCGUAUACACUCUUUCGUCACUGAAGCGGUGGCAUCGACUAAGACUCCUGGUGCCCAACAGUUAGUCAGCUUGAUAGAGCAACGCCUACGUGGGGAGGAGACUACAGCGAAACGUCUUGUGCCUACCAUCAGCUCUAAUGCACCGACGCCGAUUACACCAAAGAAUAUGAAGAAAAUCAAGUUCCUAGACAUUGACCCUACGGAAUUUGCACGGCAGCUGACGAUCAUUGAAUCUCGUCUGUAUGCUAAGAUCAAGCCGACGGAAUGUCUGAACAAGACAUGGCAGAAAAAAGCAUUACCCGGCGAGGCCGAGCCAGCGCCUAACGUCAAGGCGCUAAUUCUACAUUCUAACCAGCUCACUAACUGGGUGGCAGAGAUGAUCUUAACCCAGUCAGAUGUCAGGAGACGAGUUGUUGUUAUUAAACACUUUGUCUCUGUUGCUGAUAAAUGCCGACAACUAAACAACUACUCUACCUUGACAUCCAUCAUCUCUGCACUUGGAACAGCGCCAAUCCAUCGACUGGCCCGUACCUGGGCGCAAGUCAGCCAGAAGACGGCCGGAACUCUCGAGAUGAUCCGUAAAGUCAUGGCUAGCACUAAGAAUUUUGGCGAGUACCGCGAGACUCUCCAUCUGGCGAAUCCUCCGUGCAUUCCUUUCUUCGGCGUCUACCUAACGGAUCUCACCUUUAUCGAGGAUGGUAUACCAUCCCUUACACAGUCUGACCUGAUCAACUUCAACAAGCGGACCAAGACCGCGGAAGUCAUCCGUGACAUCCAACAGUACCAGAAUGCGCCUUACCAGUUAAUACCUGUGCCUGAGCUGCAGGAGUAUGUGCUCAACAACAUGCAGGCGGCUGGCGAUGUGCACGACAUGUACGAGCGCAGCCUUGAAAUUGAGCCCCGAGAAAGGGAAGAUGAGAAAAUUGCAAGCAAAGAAAAGAAAAAUCUCUCGGGUCUCGGGGAGCUGAGACGAUGGGCCGCUGGUCCAACCACCGCUCAUCUCAGCUCUAAGCUCCCCCCUCCCUUCCGCUCUGGACCAUCCUCCCUUGCCAGCUCUUACGACGCCCCGCAGCUUCGGGAGGAGCCAUUUUGUCGACCGCUUGCGAUGCUUAUGCGCUGCUGCGCGAAUGCGGGUAUCUCGGUACCUAUGGCAUGCAUGAACCUGCAGGCCAUUACCAAGAUAAACCCCGUUCCACUCGCUUCGUCUCGCCUAGCUAUGUUCCAUCGCUGCAUCUCAAUCGCCGACUAUUCCGUCAUUGCCUACCAACAUGGCAUGUGGCCUUUGAUGGUAACGUGA
Messenger RNA from Microsporum canis CBS 113480, 3807 nucleotides. RefSeq names its product cell division control protein 25. The record is from RefSeq and is a predicted model, not a curated record. The transcript is spliced from 5 exons. Gene Ontology annotation, cellular component: plasma membrane. Gene Ontology annotation, biological process: positive regulation of GTPase activity; Ras protein signal transduction. Gene Ontology annotation, molecular function: protein binding; guanyl-nucleotide exchange factor activity. Bases 1 to 3807 code for a protein of 1268 amino acids. NCBI's taxonomy places the organism in Eukaryota, Fungi, Ascomycota, Eurotiomycetes, Onygenales, Arthrodermataceae.